This is a messenger RNA of Rotaria sp. Silwood1, 1404 nucleotides long. NCBI's taxonomy places the organism in Eukaryota, Metazoa, Rotifera, Eurotatoria, Philodinida, Philodinidae. The record is from the annotation of a GenBank genome assembly.
AUGGACACAUUCAAAGAAUAUAGUAUUUGUUCUCUUUGUCUUUCAACAACAUCCAAUUAUCUUCUCGAUUGUGAUCAUUGUCAAUUAUCAUUUUGCUAUGAAUGCCUGUUGGAACAUCAUCAUACUAAUCUUUAUAAUCGUCUGUGCACACAAAUUCAGGAUAUCGACGCUAUUGUCGCUCGGUUUAUCGGUUAUGCACACAGUCAAACUGAAUGGGUUGAUCACUUGACACAUGAUCGUCUUGAUUUACAGAUUUUUCUACGCUAUAUUCAAGAAACAUCAUCUUACGCUACUGUGAAUUAUUUGCCAACAGAAGUCUGAAAAUAUGAUAUUCAUAAAAGUAUUCAUUUUGAUUUUGAUAAAUUACUUGCACAACAAGCAAAAGUUUUGACUCAUUUAAAAGUUCAUAGAAUUGGUACAUUCAAUCGUAUUGAUACUCAAUAUCCAUUUCUUACUCAUUUGACAACUGAUGUUUUUCAAAAUUUCGAAAGUUCAAUUACACAUCUUUAUCUUUUUAUUCAUAAAGAAAAUAAAAAUAUGAAAAUAAAUCUUGAACAAUUUUCUCAUUGUCUUACUCAUCUUACACUACAUUUUGUCGAAGAAAUUGUUGUAUCAUUUCAAUCUCUUGAACAAUGUCUUUUUAGUUUACAUCAAUUAACACAUCUAACAGUUCAAGCAAGCGAUAAAAAUGAUUUAUUUGAUGAUAUUAUUUAUCCUUCAUCUAAUUUUGCACCGAUAAUAACAGUACCGUCGAAUAUGGAAAAAUAUUUAUUUUAUGAAAAUAAAAUUGAUUCUUUAUUAAUUGACAUUGAUCGGCUUAUAAUAUCACCUAUUCAUCGUUUUACACAAGUCAAAUCAUUAAUACUUUGUGGUUCGACACUUAUGUCAUUAGAUGUUCUUAAAACAAUAAUGGAUUUUAAUCAAAUAGAAAAAUUUGAUUUUUUUCUUAUUGAAUCAUUAUCAACAUAUGAACUUAACAUAUUAAUAAAACAUUGUCCUAGAUUAAAUUAUCUUAUUAUGGAUUAUAAUCCAUUGUUUGUUAGACUAUCACAAAUUCAUACUCUUAGGUUAGAUGUUGAUUUUCUAUCGUUAUCUAUUGAUAAUCUUUGGCAUACCGUACAAAAUGUUAAAGCUCUUGAAAUUUCAGUUAAUUCAAAAGAUAUGAUGCUUGAUAUUGUAGAUCAAUUUGAUGAUAUUGAUAAUUUUCUAUUCUCAUGUGAUGAGUUUUCAGAAGAUGAAUAUUUAGAAGUCUUCAUUGAAAAGUUGUAUCUUCAUUGGUUAGAAGAUAAUUCGUAUCGUCUCGCAAUGAAUCAUUUUACAUAUCGACAAGGAGAAGAAUAUCAGCAAAUUCGAAUGUCGAUUGAUGAUUCAAAAACUAAAAAAUAUUCAGAUAUUACACAUUGA